Messenger RNA from Dioscorea cayenensis subsp. rotundata (Guinea yam), 767 nucleotides. RefSeq lists its product as uncharacterized. The transcript has 3 exons. The coding region runs from base 63 to 611 and encodes 182 amino acids. NCBI's taxonomy places the organism in Eukaryota, Viridiplantae, Streptophyta, Magnoliopsida, Dioscoreales, Dioscoreaceae. The record is from RefSeq and is a predicted model, not a curated record.
GAGUAUAUCUCCCUGAGCACUUCUCCAACCAAUCUAUCAAACCUGAGAAACAAAAUAUAAAAAUGGCAAAAACGGGAGCCAUCAUCAUCUGUUCAUUCAUCUUGACCAUUGAUAUAGUCGCCGGAAUACUUGGAAUAGAAGCUGAGAUAGCUCAAAACAAGGGAAAACACCACAAGGCUUUUCUUAUUGAGUGCAGGCAAACAGUUCAUCAAGCUUAUAAUCUUGGCAUAGCUGCAGUAGUGCUUUUAGCUGUUGUUCAUACCAUGAUUAACAUCCUUGGUGGUUGUGUAUGUUAUUGUUCCAAAGAUAAAUUCAAAAGAGCACCAGUGGACCAGCAAAUAGCUGCAAUCACUUUCCUGAUGCUAUGGGUGACUUUUGGAGUUGGAUUCAGUUUGCUGAUGAUUGCAGCCACAGCAAAUUCAAGAUCAAAAGUUUCUUGUGGUUUGAGCAGAAGGCAUUUUCUAUCAAUUGGAGGAGUUUUGUGUUUUGUUCAUGGAUUCUUCUGUGUGAUUUAUUAUGUAUCUGUUUCUGCAAAAGGUUGGCUGGAAGAGAGCAAGAACAAAAGGGAAGUCACACCCCAAAGCUCAAUUGCAGGCUUUACAAGUCCCUAAUCUUUUUGUUUAUACAAAUGUUUUUUUAAGGGGAUUUUAUAUAAUUAUCCAUUUUUCAUUUUAUGAGGGGUUUGUAUGUAAAAAAAAGAACUUUUUAUCAAUACGAGUCUCGAGGCCUUUUUUACGGCUGUGAUCGCGCAAAUCGAAUCCACCACU